This is a messenger RNA of Gongylonema pulchrum, 609 nucleotides long. Lineage: Eukaryota; Metazoa; Nematoda; Chromadorea; Rhabditida; Gongylonematidae. The record is from the annotation of a GenBank genome assembly.
AUGAAGUUUUUUCAUCAGGUAUGUGAUGGUACGGUGCAGUGCAGCGAUGGUUUGGAUGAAUCGCAGUGCAAGAUGCGCGAAUGCGCUCCACGACAUAAGCAAUGCGAUAAUGGUACUUGCAUUCCGGAACAUCGUUGGUGUGAUAGUCGGAGUGAUUACCCAAAUGCUUCCGAAGAACUGCAUUGCGAAUGUCACCCAAAUCGCAAAGGGUGCAGUCCGUUCGAAUUUGAAUGCGGCAAUUCAGUGAGUAUCCCGCGUAAGUUUGUUUGCUAUGGCGAUAAUGACUGCGGUGACAACUCGGAUGAAACCAAUGAACACUGCAAGAGUGCACUUUGCAACUCGCCGCUUCGCUUUCGAUGCUCGCACUCCAGACUUUGUCUCAAUAUUCUACAGAUCUGUCUUACAAACAAUGAAAAUGGUGGCUGCAAGCAUCUCUGUGCUGACGUUACCGACGGCUACUACUGCCAUUGUCGGAAUGGAUUCCAACCGAAUCCAGAAGACCCAUAUGACCGCAUCGAUAUCGACGAAUAUGCUGGUAACAAAACUUGCAUCCAGAACGACCAUAUUGCCGCAAACAGAGCUGAUGAAAGAAAUGUUGGAACGUUUUAA